Messenger RNA from Sebastes umbrosus (honeycomb rockfish), 2921 nucleotides. Its product is annotated as E3 ubiquitin-protein ligase TRIM21-like. NCBI's taxonomy places the organism in Eukaryota, Metazoa, Chordata, Actinopteri, Perciformes, Sebastidae. The coding region runs from base 11 to 1741 and encodes 576 amino acids. The transcript has 2 exons. The record is from RefSeq and is a predicted model, not a curated record. Gene Ontology annotation, molecular function: protein binding; zinc ion binding.
UUUAAGAAUCAUGACACAGAAAGAAACUGAAAGUGAAGUUAUUUCCUGGGAAACAAACAAGAUCUGCGUCGUCAUUAUUUCUCCUUUACAGACCAACACCAACAGACAAAUGGCCUCCAGCAACAGUCUCUUAUCCGAGGAGCAGCUACGUUGUCCCAUCUGCUUGGAUGUGUCGACUCGGCCAGUUUCCACUCCAUGUGGACACAACUUCUGCAUGUCCUGCAUCACGUCCUACUGGGACAACAUACCAGUCAGCCUGUGCCCGUUCUGUAAGGAGACUUUUGAAAGGAGACCGGACCUCAAGGUCAACACUUUCAUCUCACAGCUUGCGUCGCAGUUCAUGUCGCUUCAAGUGACAGACGAUCACAUCCGAAGCCUGGCCCAACAGCAGGCUCGCUGUGGUGGAGCGGUGCUGUGUGAUAUCUGUACGGACACCCAGCAAGACGCUGUCAAAUCCUGUCUGGAGUGUCUGACUUCUUACUGCGACGUCCAUCUAGAGCCUCAUCACAGAGUUGCCGGCCUGAAGAGACACACACUGGUUGAGCCCUUGGCAAGCCUGGAGGACAGGAUCUGCAAGGAGCACUUCAGACUACUGACGUUGUUCUGUAAAAACGAUGAGGUUUUGCUGUGUGACGUCUGCACCGGUUUGCGCCACGUGAACCAUGACGUCAUUCCUGUGCAGCGAGCGUACAAAGAGAGGAAGGCUCUACUGGGGGUCGCUGAGGCCAAAUUACAGCAGAUGAUACAGGAAAGGCUGCAGAAGAUCCGAGCCAUAGAACAAAGCAAGACAGAAACCAAAGAUGAGAUAGCAAACAGCGUGCAGGACUUUGCGGCGCUUGUGAAGGUGAUCGAGGAGAAACAAAAAGCAGCAGAAGAACAAGCAGAUGGGUUUAUUAGCGGUAUGGAGCGAGAGAUCACCGAGCUGCAGAAGACAACGAUGAAGCUGAGGGAGCUGAAACAGACUGAAGACCCACUUUGUUUCCUCCAGAGCUCCCCAAACCCAUCCAUCCUCCCACACACAAUGGACUUGUCCACAUUCAGCUUUAACAGACAAGUGGAGAUACACCACAUAUUGAAAUCAUUAAGCACACAAGUCUCUCAACUGCAAAUGUUGCUAAAUAAAAUGAGCACAGAAAUCCAAAAAGUCUCUGAUGGCACAGAUGUGUCAAAUGAUGCGACGCUGAGAUAUAUGCAGCAGUAUGAAGUGGACGUUGUGCUCGAUCCUGAUACAGCUAACCCUUGGCUCAUUAUAUCUAACGACAGGAAACAGGUGAGAUACAGCAAGGUUUCAGGUUUGAGGAGGAACCAGAACCCGAACAUGUUCACUGUAAUGUAUGCAGUUCUGGGACAGAGAGGCUUCUCGUCAUGCAAGUUUUACUUCGAGGUGUUCGUGGGUGGAAAGACUGAAUGGUGUCUGGGCGUGGUCGCGGCAUCAGUCCCGAGGAAGGAGGUCCCUCUCUGUGGACGCUGGACCAUCCGGUUCGUAAAGGACAAGUUUGAAACUUUCAGUUCUCCAAACGUGCCAGUACACUUGGGGAAAGUUGAACGGGUCGGUGUGUUUGUGGAUUAUGAAGCAGGGCAAAUUUCCUUCUAUGACGUACAGACCGCAACAAUCAUUUACUCGUUUACUGAGUGCGUCUUUACUGAAGAUCUGUAUCCGUACUUUAGUCCUUGUGAUGAUGAACACGGUUCAAACUUGGGUCCAAUGAUAAUUGUUCCUGUCAGUGUGGAUUCAGAGUGAAUGGAAGUUCCAGAGACUCACUGAUUUGUGGUAGCCACUAAAAUGCAACUGAUGUGUUUCAUUGCAAAGAAGAUUUUUGUCAAAAAGACAGAAGAGUAAAUAUAAAAUAAUGAAUGAAUCCGGUGCAGGAGAUGUAAAUGCAUAAAAGGAGAAAUUGGUAGAGAAAUUACAACAAUGCAACGUGUGCAGAUUAUCACUAUUUAAUUAAGUGAGGUGGUGGUGUUUAUGUUUGGUGUGGUUGCAGAACAUAGUGAUUAUUUUAAAGAGGAAAAAAUAUGAUUCAUCUAUGGGUAGGGUGUUUUAUAACAGAUCUAUUUCCAGAGCUCUCUGGUUGAUGGUUAAGCAUCAAAAGUCUUACAAUACAUUAUCAAAAUACACUAACAUGUAUCUUGACCCCGCACACCUGUGUAAAGGUGAACCCAAAAUAAAGAAAUACAUAUUUGGCAACUAGCGGUUAUAUUGGCAAAGAAAUAUCAUUAAAUGCUUGAAAUAGGAAGAGCACAAAUCUACAGCACAUAGCACAAAGACAUUGGUCCAUUUCCAAUGUCCACUAUUACAGACUAUAACCUGAGGGCUCAGGGCUCUAGUAUAAAAUGUGUUAAAGGGCUCUCUGGUUGACUUUUUGAGCCCUUUAUGCAGACUUUCUGUAAGUCUGCAACACUGCAGAUUUUGAUCAGGGGAAUAACCCACAAUGCAAAGGUUAAAAUGGCAAAAACAGUGUAAUUCCCCUUUGGGCUGUGUAAAUAAUAGAAUUUCAAUUACAAUUCGUUUCCGACAAUUAUGAAAACAAGAUAAAUUGACAUUAAACAAUAAUUGUGCAGCAUUCUGUUUCGCAAUGACGCCCUCGCUGUAGUGAUGUAGCUUAUAACGGAUCUUUCUCACAAAAGAUGGUAGGAAAAGCACGGGUGUAAAUACUGAAAUUCAAGAUGUCUGAAUUCCAUUUAGCUGCUUCAGUUUCAGGGUUAUUGUAUUGUACAUGCUGGCUCACUGUCAUGACUUACUGGGACACUUACCGGGCAUGUGAUUUUGUAUGCUGAUUUCUUUUUUUUUAGGAUUACACAAAAUGUAUGUCUCGUCAAUGUAGUUAAAAAUAUGUUUAAAGCUGUAUAUGAUGGUAAUAAAACUUUAAUAGCCAGCUUGAUUAAAUUUUAAUAAAGUAAAAAAGCAUUACGUAACUAAA